AUGCCCAUGCCGUCCGGCGGGCAUCCAGGCGCGACCCUGGCACCUCCUGCGCCGCCCACGACCGCUUCGUCCGCCGAGGCCGUUCAGUCGAAGCGCGACCUGACCUCGUGGUGGAAGAACUUCAAGCGUGCCACACCUCAGAGGGUUCAAGAAGAGAAGGGUAAAGAUCUCCACCGUCGUNGCCUUGCUGUCUCAUGCAGUUUGCGCAGCGCUUUGUUGUCGCCGCCUUCACAUGCUAAUCCGUUGCUUCGUCGCGCAGCUCCCCAAGGCAUCUUCGGCGUCCCACUCCAAACCAGCAUCCGCUACGCAAACGUCGCCAUCUCGCUAUUCAACGAACAGGGCCAGAGCUACAUCUAUGGUUAUGUCCCUAUAGUCGUCGCCAAAUGCGGCGUCUACCUGAAAGAGAAGGGUGCGUCUACAAUAUGUUCGAAACCACACAUGCCACACGCUAACCCCGGCCAUANNGCUACCGAUGUCGAGGGCAUCUUUCGUUUAAGUGGCUCUGAGAAGCGCAUCAAAGAAUUACGCAUUGCCUUUGACUCUCCGGACCGCUACGGCAAGGGCCUUGACUGGAGUGGCUACACGGUCCACGAUGCCGCCAACAUACUGCGCAGAUACUUCAACCAGUUGCCCGAGCCCAUCAUCCCUCUCGAGUUCUAUGAACGCUUCCGCGACCCGCUUAAGAAUCACCAAGCACAAGCCGUUGGCUCGAUGGACAUGCAAGCUCCCAACAUCGGUCAUUUCGACGCUGGCAAGGCUAUUCGCGUCUAUCAGAGCCUCAUCACCGAGCUGCCUCCGCUGAACCGCCAGCUACUCCUAUACAUCCUUGAUCUCCUUGCAGUCUUUGCCUCCAAGUCGGACCUCAACAAGAUGACUACUCCUAACCUUGCUGCCAUCUUUCAGCCUGGUCUCUUGUCACAUCCUCAGCACGACAUGGCCCCUCCCGAGUACCGACUCAGCCAAGAUGUUUUAAUCUUUCUUAUCGAGAACCAGGAUUCAUUCUUGAUCGGCAUGCAUGGUACGGCUGCCGACGAAAAGACUGUCAAGGAAGUUCAGAGCGGCGCUCCUACCCCCAAGACCCCAGGAUCGCCGCUUACCCCGGCAAGAUCAAGAACUCUCCUUGGCCGCUCAUCCUCCAACGCUAGUGCCGGUGCUGAGAGUGUCCGUCUGUUUGGCAAUCUUCGCAGGAAUGUUUCAGUAUCCUCCAGAGCUUCCAAGCGCUCUGGACAUCUCCAGGGCCAUGUCACGCCUACCCUCGGCAGCCCUGCCAAUUCUGGGGGUGUUCAUCGCAGUAACACCGUUCCUUCCAAAGCAUNNGGCGCAUCUCCACACUUCCGUCGCGAGAAAAGCUCAGAACCACCUACUCCUAGUCCCGGUUCUGGAUCAAGUCCUCUUCCUAUCGUCAUUGAUACCACAUCAAUUGCAAAGAACAGCAUUUCUGAAGAACAUACUCCUAUUGCUCCCGCACCUGCUUUGGCUUUCCCAACAUCUACACCCGCAUCAGUCGUUGCGCCCUCCCCAGCCGUUCAGCCUUCUCACCCUGUACCUCUUGCACCUGAAGUUAUAUCUGCAUCAUCUAGCGAAGCAACAACUCCUCUUGCUACUCAUGGCACAGAGACCAUGGGACUGUUGCAAAGAGAACACACUCAAUCCAGCACUACGCCAUUGCACAUCGCUUCACCUACUGGCGACCGAAGAAUGAAUCCUGCUGACCGUUCUCCUUCUGGCACCCCUUCUCGCGCUAUCUUGGAUUUCUUGAAGCCUUCUCCUGGAGGCAGUGACAGUGAAAGAAGAGAAGGCCGCAAGCCUAACAAGCUACAGAAGAAGCGUACUCCUGGAAGCACACUUUCAAGUGCUCACAGCUCUGCUCACUCUCUCCAACACGAACCUGAUUCUUUGAACGAUUAUUUCGCUUCUCCAACCACUCCAGUGUUUGAUUCACGCGCCCAGGAUUAUGUCAACGAGUAUGGCAACGAUCGUUCUGCAUACGCCACAGCUCAAACUUCCCCCAAGUUCAUGACUCCGCAGCGGACUGAGACGGAUGCCACCCUCAGACCUACAGUGUCGCCAGCACAUUCGUUCCAUUCUACUGAUGUCACUGAUGUGACUGAUGCUUCUGACGUAGACCACACUGAUCAAUUUCCAUCAUCUGCCGAGAAACCAGAAAAGAAACGCCGCUGGCGAUUUUCAAGGCAGGCGGAGAGCCGGGAAGGCAACGACCAUGUUCGCACAAACUCCAAUCUUGGUAAUAUGAACAGCGCAGACCAGAGCAAGUCUACUAUCAGCAGUUCGAGCGUUGGGCAAUCUCGGCGUAGUUUCCAGGACAGUCAUGUAAUGUCUGAUCCCGAGUCUAUUCUGUCCGACAGUGAUAACAAGAAGGGCCCAAUGAGCUGGAUCAGGAGCAAGCUGAGUGAGCGCAAAGAGCGUGAAGCAGAAAGAAGAGCCCGAUCGCCGAUCAAGGUUUUGAAGGAGGAGCACAACGAUUCCAGGCAGAGUCUCAACACGCCGAUGGACAGAGGAAAAAGUAUUGAAUUGUCAAGACAGCGAUCUCCUGCAGCACAGCGAGCUGUACCAGAGACAAGCACUGCCAAUGUGCAUGGUGCCUCACCACUGGCGACUCUAGACCCACAGCUUCCUGGGCAGAUUGACAGAAACACUGCUCCUGUUGCAAGUAGCGAGAGUCAAGCACAGGCUGCUCAAGCCUCAGGAAUGGCUCAGUUCGAAUCACCUGAUGAUACUCUGCCGAAGCAAACGCAGCCUUUCGAUUCCACUCCGAAGACUCAAACCUAG
This is a messenger RNA of Aureobasidium musti, 2790 nucleotides long. The record is from the annotation of a GenBank genome assembly. Lineage: Eukaryota; Fungi; Ascomycota; Dothideomycetes; Dothideales; Saccotheciaceae.